Molecule: messenger RNA, 560 nt
Organism: Trichomycterus rosablanca
Lineage: Eukaryota; Metazoa; Chordata; Actinopteri; Siluriformes; Trichomycteridae
Gene: bmf1
Product: BCL2 modifying factor 1
Exons: 4
Coding region: 114-560 (148 amino acids)
Biological process (GO): positive regulation of apoptotic process; negative regulation of autophagy; apoptotic process
Cellular component (GO): myosin complex
Source: RefSeq, a predicted model, not a curated record
ACCGCAUUACCUCAGAUCUACUGAUCUACCGGUGAAUCUCAUCUGAUUUCUUUUAUUCUGAUUGACGGAUUAGAAAACGAGAUCGAAGGUGGAGACUCUCCAAGACUCUGCUCAUGGGUGAGGAUGAGGAUGAUGUGUUCGAGACGGUCACACAUAACUGGCCUUCCUCCAUCAGCCAGAUAAAGCAGGAUCGGGGCACGCAGACCCCAGUGCAACCUGCGGCACAGCUAAAUGGCAUGCUGCCCUGUGGUGUGGCUCGGGAGCCCACGCACCUCUUCUAUGGUAGUGCAGGAUUGCUAUUGCUGACGUCACCUGCCCGUCCUGAUCUCGGCGAGGACGUCAUGUUUCAGGAAAAUCCACCUCAUCGACUGCCCGCCCACAGCGUGGAGGCUCGGAUCGGCCGCAAACUCCAGAUGAUCGGAGACCAGUUCUAUCAGGAGCACAUGCUGCAACAAAGAAACCAAAGGAACCAGCGGCCGUUUUGGUUGCGCUUAGCCGCAGCGGUGUACGCGCUCCUGUUUGAAGGCCAGCCUCCUGGAAGACGAGUGGAUCAGAGGUGA